AUGGGCCUUCUCAAAGCCAUCCGCGGCAAGGACCAUGCCCAGACCAGCGACGCCGAGCCGUCCGAGCGUCACCAGUCGUCCUUGUAUCCCGAGCUCAAUGAGCUCAUGGUCCGUAACGACCGCUGGGCAAAGCGUGUCGCCAGUGCAGACCCUGGCUUCUUCCCGCGCCACUACCCGGGCCAGCGCCCCGAAAUCCUCUGGAUCGGAUGCUCGGACGCGCGCGUCCCAGAGACGACCAUCCUCGGAUCGCAGCCCGGAGACAUCUUCGUGCACCGCGGCAUCGCAAACCUGUACUCGCCCCAGGACGACAGCCUGAAUGCCGCCAUGAUGAUUGCGCUCAUCAACUUCAAAGUCAAGCACAUUAUCGUCUGUGGCCACUCCAACUGCGUUGGCUGCCAGACAGCACUGCGCGCGUCUGCUUUGCCGCCCGUACCCGAGACCCAGGCGAUCCAGCGCUACCUCAAGCCGCUGACGGCCCUGGCCCGCGCCAUGGCGACCGAGGACGGCCCGCCCUCCCUCGACCUGCUGGUGGAGGAGAACGUCGCGCAGCAGGUCCGCAACUUGCUCCAUUCGCAGGUGGUCCAGGACGACUGGAAGCGGAGGGGCAAGAACGGCGUGACGGUGCACGGGUGGGUGUACCAGCUUGAGAAUGGUACCGUCCGUGACCUGGUCAUCUCACAGGGCCCGCCGGGAACCACGCCCGGCGCGCGGAUCGGCCACAAGCUGUUCUAG
Messenger RNA from Apiotrichum porosum, 732 nucleotides. RefSeq lists its product as uncharacterized. The record is from RefSeq and is a predicted model, not a curated record. Gene Ontology annotation, biological process: cellular response to carbon dioxide; cellular response to oxidative stress. Gene Ontology annotation, molecular function: carbonate dehydratase activity; zinc ion binding. NCBI's taxonomy places the organism in Eukaryota, Fungi, Basidiomycota, Tremellomycetes, Trichosporonales, Trichosporonaceae. The transcript has 5 exons. The coding region runs from base 1 to 732 and encodes 243 amino acids.